Trichomonas vaginalis G3 is the source of this 984-nucleotide messenger RNA. RefSeq lists its product as uncharacterized. NCBI's taxonomy places the organism in Eukaryota, Parabasalia, Trichomonadida, Trichomonadidae. The record is from RefSeq and is a predicted model, not a curated record. The coding region runs from base 1 to 984 and encodes 327 amino acids. The transcript has a single exon.
AUGCUCAGAUUAUCCUCAAACUCCUCAGAUUAUCCUCAGACUACUCCUCAAACUCCUCAGUCUAAUCCUCAGACUCCUCCUCAGAUUAUCCUCAAACUACUCCUCGGUCUAAUCCUCAGACUCCUCCUCAGAUUAUGCUCAGAUUAUCCUCAAACUCCUCAGAUUAUCCUCAAACUCCUCAGACUACUCCUCAAACUCCUCAGACUACUCCUCAAACUCCUCAGACUACUCCUCAAACUCCUCAGAUUAUCCUCAAACUCCCCAGACUACUCCUCAAACUCCUCAGAUUAUCCUCAAACUCCUCAGACUACUCCUCAAACUCCUCAGAUUAUCCUCAGACAACUCCUGAAACUACUCCUCAGACAACUCCUCAGAUUAUCCUCAAACUCCUCAGAUUAUCCUCAAACUCCUCAGAUUAUCCUCAAACUCCUCAGAUUAUCCUCAAACUCCUCAGAUUAUCAUCAAACUCCUCAAACUACUCCUCGGUCUAAUCCUCAGACUCCUCCUCAGAUUAUCCUCAAACUACUCCUCGGUCUAAUCCUCAGACUCCUCCUCAGAUUAUGCUCAGAUUAUCCUCAAACUCCUCAGAUUAUCCUCAAACUCCUCAGACUACUCCUCAAACUCCUCAGACUACUCCUCAAACUCCUCAGACUACUCCUCAAACUCCUCAGAUUAUCCUCAAACUCCCCAGACUACUCCUCAAACUCCUCAGAUUAUCCUCAAACUCCUCAGACUACUCCUCAAACUCCUCAGAUUAUCCUCAGACAACUCCUGAAACUACUCCUCAGACAACUCCUCAGAUUAUCCUCAAACUCCUCAGAUUAUCCUCAAACUCCUCAGAUUAUCCUCAAACUCCUCAGAUUAUCCUCAAACUCCUCAGAUUAUCAUCAAACUCCUCAAACUACUCCUCGGUCUAAUCCUCAGACUCCUCCUCAGAUUAUCCUCAGAUUAUCACUUUACAUAUAUAUAUCGAUAACUAAAUAA